This is a messenger RNA of Triticum aestivum (bread wheat), 1077 nucleotides long. RefSeq lists its product as uncharacterized. NCBI's taxonomy places the organism in Eukaryota, Viridiplantae, Streptophyta, Magnoliopsida, Poales, Poaceae. The transcript is spliced from 2 exons. The record is from RefSeq and is a predicted model, not a curated record. Bases 207 to 809 code for a protein of 200 amino acids.
GUUGGCUCUCGUGCGGUCUGCGUGACUGGGUGAAUAGCAUCCCAAAUUAAACUCCACUCUCGAGUCCGCCGCCGCCGCCGUCGCCGCCGCCGGAGUUCCGUUCGCCGCCUCCCCUCAUCGCCGAAGGCCGCCCGCGGUGCUCGCAUUUGCCUCAAAGCUGCAAGACUGAGUGAGGGAGAUCACUCAAGUCAAUAGUGUGGACAGCCAUGGACAUGGGGGCAAUUUUGAGAAGCGCCACUCGUCUUCUUGAGAUGGCCGGGGGCACCCACCCACAUCCUGAUGCUCUGGGACGCCUCCGACGGGUGCUGGGCGCCACUGCGGCACAUUGCAUCUCUAACCCCAUCUUCACCGAUUCUUUCAAACAGAUGUUGGACAACUUCGUUGGCAAUUUCAGCAAUGACACCAGGAAGGUGGACAAUCUCACCGCUCGCCUCCAGGCCACGCGCAGCCCUGAAGGCCACCAUAAAGGCCUCCGCCACGGUGUCUCCCCCACUGCCCAGCUCGCCGGCCUUCAUGGAAAUGAUCUAUUCCGUGCACUUAUGGCCCUGCAGCUGCCCGUGACCGCGCCUCCGGAAUUCUGCCUUGAGGCCACUCUCGCCGCGCAGAGCCUCAUCGUGCACGACCACCUCGACCUUUUCAUCCACCUCUGUGAGGAGGCCACCUUCAACGGCGACAGUACGGCGGUCAAUGAGUUCAACUUCAUGGUCUUCAUGGACCACAUAAAUACCUUGGAGAAGUUCAUGCAAGAGCACAUUGACCUCGCCGACGCCGCUGCCACUUCACGUGCAACCACUGGCCAAGCGAAGUAAAAGCUUGAUCGCCAUAGUUAAGCUAGCUAGCUGCAAGUAAGACGAAGAUGGGCCAGGAGGGUCAUUGAUUGAUCCUUAUCUGGCUUCCGUGUGUACUUUGGUGGAUCUCGUUAUCGAGCCAAGAACAAAAACCACUACUUAUGUAUGUAUUAUGCUACUUGUCAGCGAUCGGGUGUCAUAAGUACUAGUAAUGGUUUUGAUCAAACUGCAACCUAUGCACUUGGCCUGCUAUAAUUAAGUUUGUACAAUGGAAUUUGCUUGGCACCAA